This is a messenger RNA of Acipenser ruthenus (sterlet), 3306 nucleotides long. Its product is annotated as pleckstrin homology domain-containing family N member 1. The record is from RefSeq and is a predicted model, not a curated record. Gene Ontology annotation, molecular function: phosphatidic acid binding; phosphatidylserine binding; cardiolipin binding. Gene Ontology annotation, cellular component: cytoskeleton; mitochondrial membrane. The transcript has 17 exons. Lineage: Eukaryota; Metazoa; Chordata; Actinopteri; Acipenseriformes; Acipenseridae. Bases 83 to 2218 code for a protein of 711 amino acids. Gene Ontology annotation, biological process: positive regulation of apoptotic process; response to hypoxia; 3'-UTR-mediated mRNA destabilization.
GCUAGCUCAGCAGCACCUUCGGCUCAGUGUCUCUCUCGCACUGCUUCUGAAAGCAACUCUUGGAUUACAAAGGAAACUCACAAUGGGGAGCAGCAUGUCGUGCUUUUCCCAUCCAAACUACAGGUUCAAAUAUUCAAGUAAGGGCUUCAUACGAAAGAAAAGUAAUGGACUGUUUCGUAAGAAAUAUCCCCAGGAAGGACAAGUGAAGUCCAACAGCAUUGUCAACAUACUGUGCUAUAUUUCACCUAAAAAGGAUAUGUCUACUAAAGACCUGCAAAAAAUAGAAAGCAUUAACUGGGACCAGAAGCUUGCGUAUGAUCCGAACAACGGGUGGAAAAAGAGCAGCACGAGUGUGAAGAAUUUGGGGAAAAUGAUCUUCAGCUCCCCAGUCAGGUUCCGAUUCCUGCACUGUCAGGACAUACAUGACUGCUAUUUGGACUUAUUCCAGACACACCUUCAUUUUCUAUCAAACAACUUCACUGGCUUAACCUAUCAGGGAACGUUGCCCCUGAAGGAGAUCAACGUGUGCAGAAGUGAGAGAGAUGAUGAACACGCCUUUCAAAUAGCAGGUUCGUGCUUAAACCCCAUUGUAGUCUACUGCCACAGCGAAGAAGAGCUCCAGACAUGGCUCACACAACUUAAGAAGCAGGUUGAGCUGAAUGGAGGGAGUUUUACUCCAGCAGAAACAAAAACCUACGCAAGGCUUAAGAAUGUGAAAGAGCAUGGUAAAGAGAAAGAGGAACUGAGGAAGUCUGUGGAAAAUGAGAUGAUCUACGAAUGGGAAGGAUCACAAAGAGAAUCUUUAGGCCAAACCACCUUUGUGACAAAGACCAAGAUGCAGCAUUUACCAUGCCAGGAUCAGUAUGAUCGACUCCUGGUCCUGUACCCUGCAACUCUCAUUAUCCUGUCUGACGAAGACGGUGGACUUUUCUACAAGGGUAAACUUCCUCUCAACGCGAUAACAGUAUCAACACGCAACAAUGACGACAAGCCUAACACAUUCAUGAUUGAAGGCAAACUUAUUAAUCCUAUAAUAGUAACAUGCUUGGAUCAGUGCGAUUACCAGGACUGGCUACGACAUCUACGUGCUUUAGAGGUUGCAGUGGAAGGGCCUUCAGCAAAUGUUUAUGACGUCAUCUACACACCCACUGAAAAAGAGCCUCCUCGAGACAGCAGAGCUUCAGUUCAGUCCAAGUGGGGGAGUACUGGCCAAGUUCAGACUCAGAAUAGUCAUAGCUGGUCUCAGCAGCAGCAGCCACCGCCACACAGAGACUCUGGAAGAGGCAGGAGCUCCUUCGAUUUCCCCAUUGAAGACCAUGAGGACCAGCUUCUGUCACCCGAAUAUGCAAAACCUUUCUGCUACAUUUCAAGUCGGCCCGCCUCCACCGACAUGCAGCAAACACUUGGAUUAAGUGGAAGAAGCAGCACCCAGUCAUCAAAUGUAAAAUCUAUCAUGGAGAUCCACCCGCCCCCUGCUAGGUACUCUGUUCCAGACAGAGACUCCUAUGCCUCCAUUGAAGACCCCCUGUCUCCUGUCUAUAACGUGCCAUACAGCUCUCUGCAACUGGAGCAUCCUGCAGAUGAUGUGAGCAAGCUACCACUUAUAAAGUCUAAUAGCUGGAGCACACCUCAGUCGUCCAUCCAAAACCAUCAGUCUUCUGUCCUACAAAGAUAUUCUGAUAUGUGUGCACCAAGAAAGCCACUGACCCCUCUAUAUGACGAUCCGUAUACACCAAACGAAUGGCUUGACAAAGACACCAGCCUGGAACCCGAAUGUUCAGACAACCACAAGCAUCCAGCACUCUCCACACUGGACAGCGAUUACGCAUUACCUAGGUCCUUCAAACUGUCCACCCCUCCCUUAGGAAAGAGGAAAAGGAGCCCACCCUUAAUAAAACAAGAAGCACAAACUGAACCGUUAUCAAGACAGGACUGCACCAGAGACCACUCGACAGUGAAGCUCCUGCCUGCACCUCCAGCACUGCAUGGCCGUAACACAGAAAAAAGCUACUCAUUGGAAAACACUGAGAUUUCUACGAGUCGUUUAAAAGAUGACACCUCUGGGCACAAUGUGAUUAUACAUCUUAUUGAAAGCUACAGAGAAAGCCAGGCGGCGCACACUAACCUGGAUCCCACGGAGGAGCAAGAUGAUCUAGAUUAUGACAACAUUUGGGACUCUGACUCUCAGGAGAAAAUGAUUCAUCCACCCCACCAUUGAUCUGUUCAUGGGAGACGUCAGCACAAAGUCAACACAAAAGAGACGAUCGCACUACCGUGUAUCAAGCCUAAGUAUAAACUGCACCACGGGCGCGUACGCUCGUAAAUUAAAAAGAAAAACACACACAAAAAAACCCAAAACAAGUAAAAUACUUUAAUGAGUAACCGCUUAACCCAUUUGGGUUUUCCUGAAGUUGUCUGUCCGAGAGCAAUGUAAUUAUGAAUCAAUAGACCUUCCAGCAGCUGCUGUACAGCACCACACCCUUUUUAUGGUAUGAAUUAGUUAUCGUUGUGCUAAAGGAUCCAGAUGAUUACAAUUCAGGGGAGUCAGUGGAGGUGCGGGGAACAGACGUUUCCAGAGGUACAGGAGUAAAAGCAACGGUCUCAUAAGGCCCUUGUCAGUGCAUGGCGCUCAGAAGGAGUACGCUGAAAACACACUGAGAUGCAUGGUGUCAGAGAAUGAGUUGCAUUUGAUACCCAGGUUUAUAUAGAGUACAAACACCUCUGUGGGAUGAAUUCACCCAGACUUGGUGAUACAGUAGCAAUGAGGUUUUCUAUUUAUUUUCAGCUGUGUUGUUAAGAAUGUGAAGCCUUUUUUAUUUCAUUGUUUAAGUUAUCAUAGAACCAGCCUUUGUUCCUUUGAUUCCCUUUGUGUUACCUUUAAAACUGUAUUAUAGUCUUACAUUGUUUUAAUAUUUGUUUUUAUGUGCCAGUAUGAACACAGUACUUGCUGAAGUAAAAGUUUAAAAAGGUUAUCUGUAAGGGAUAUACCACUUUUUUCGUUUUCUCUUUGCAUUCUAAAGAAUUGUAAUUUUAAAAGAACUGUAUUGCCUUUUUCAUUUCUGUUUUAUUUGCAUUUCAUUUGAGGCUUUGCUAGAGUAUUCAGGGUCUCUGGCACAAUAUGAGAGAAGUGCAGUCCUUGUAAUGCAUAUACAAGCACAGUGAAUAAUUUGCAUAUUUAUUUAUUUAUUUGUAUUUAAUAUUCAAAUGUAUGCUUGCACUUUAUUUUUUACUUUGUAACUAUAUUUGUUGUAAUGUUUGAAAAUGUGUUUUUGAAUUGAAAAUAAACCCGUAAAAAGAAAAACUUAA